AUGAAAAAAGAAGAUUAAAUACAUCUCUCAUCUUUGCAAAUUUGGAAUGGAUUAGACACUCCUGUUAAUUAAAGUACUAAUCUUUUUAGCGAUAAGUUCAAAUAAAGUUCAGAAUCUCAUUAUAAUUGCAACUAAUAAUUUUGUUUACAACAUCCUUAAAAAAGAGUAAGUAACCAUAAAUUAAAUUAAGGCUAAAUAUAUAUUACUAAACUCUGAAGGAUCAAAUGAAUAACUCUGCACAAAAUGUGCUGUCUUAUUUGCAUAAUAAGGACAUAAAAUAUAAUUAAUUGAAGAAGGUAUAAUAGUAUUUAUAAGCUUUAAUAGAUAAUGCUAAAAAGAAAUAAACUGACUCUUUUAUAGAUUAAUUGCUCUAAACAUAAAGUGAAAUCAGCAAUAUCCAUUCAAAUUUCUUAUGCACUGAGGCAAAUUUAAAAAAAUUUUAUAAUGACUAAUAUGCCAAAGUUGUUAAGACCUUUGGGAAUAUUGAAAAAUAACUUCAUAUGGUAACUUUUCCAAACUUAUUUUAUUAAAGUGUAAAUCUGAACUACUUUUUGCCUUGUCAUAAUCACUCUGGUCCGGUAUUUAAAUUACAAACUAAUUAAAAGUUUAAGCUAAAUAAAUAGAACAUUAGUUAGGAACUUAUAUUAAUGAUAUUAAAAAUCAUUAUGAUAAAAUAGUUUAAAUGAGUACACUUCCUUUUAAUUAAAUAAUGGGGGGUUAUAGUAGCAAACUAUUUAAAUUAUAAUAAUAUUUGAAAGAAAUUUAAGAAAAUAAGAUUAAUUAUCUUCAUUAUGAAGGUGAAUUAAAUAGUUUUGAUAUAUUUUUAAAAUAAUUAAGUUGUCUAAAUGAAAAGGAUUAACCUCAUAAUUAAAGAAAUCAUGAAAGUACAAGAUCAAGUUCAGAAUAAAAAACUUGUAAAAGUGUUGAAAAAGAAAAAAGAAAUUAAAGCCAACCUACUGGUAAAGAUGUUAAGUGUUUUGAUAAUUCUGAAAAGAAAACAACAUAAAAUUUUAAAAUUACUGAAUAAUCAAUUGAAGAAUGGAUGGAAAAUUCUAAUUCAAAAUAAAGAAAAACUGAGCCGGCUGAAAAAUUUGCUAGUCCUAAUAUUUUGGCACUUAAAUUUGUUAAAAAUAAUAAAUAGAUCAAUCUUAAUAGAGUAUCUAUGAAAUAAGAAACAAAUUAAGCCAUGCUUAAUAAAUUGAUUUCUGAAUUCUCCUAAAUCAAGAAAGAUAGAGUUAAAAAAAUGCAAUCAAAAACACCUGAAUUAGGAAAAAGUGUCUAAUAGAUAAUUCCAAAUAAAUUUUCCCCAAAGUUUCUUUAUAAAAAUUAUUAUAAAUGA
This is a messenger RNA of Paramecium sonneborni, 1339 nucleotides long. Lineage: Eukaryota; Ciliophora; Oligohymenophorea; Peniculida; Parameciidae. The record is from the annotation of a GenBank genome assembly.